UCCUGUGACGUCACAACAGCACUCGCCUGCCAUUUUUCAGUGAGAAAGGCACAUCUAUCGUACCAGCCAGGUAUUCUACUUUCAGGCCAGGAUUGGUUGGCCUUUCGGACCUCGUUUUACCAUGACAGAAAGUGACAAUGUAAACAGAAGCAAUUUAACACCAUUGUGUAGCUUCUAACACCUUAUUUCCCUGACAGUCCCUCAAUUUUCCACACCGAUUUUUACCGGAGAGUGCAUGCUUCACAUUGAAAAGUGCAUCAUCGGAUCACAUAAACUUCGAUUUAGGAGAAAAUCCAAGGCGGAUUGCACAGGGCAGUUACAGUGGCCCUAAAUGACCAUGGCGGAGUCUGAACGUCGGUCGGGCAAAACACCGCUGAAAAAACAACCAGAGAUAGAAGAGGUGGAGGAGGGAGAUGAAGAAACAAAUGGAAGUCCGAACUCUGACGUGUCUGACACGACCAUUACUCCAGGUAUUGAAACCCCUGUUGCCCAGUCAGCCACUGGUUCUCCCGAUUCUGAGACUGGAGAUGAACAGACAGCCUCGCCCUGUGAUGGAAAGUCCGACAUUCAAGAGCACCAUCAGACAGUACGAACAAAUUCACAGAGUAAAAUGAAAACUUUACAACGAGCCGAGGCUUUGUGUGAUGACAGUUCCCCCCCUCCUGAUGUGAUGUACCCAAUAGAACAUCUGGAAUCCAAGGAAUCAAAGAUAAGGAGUGAGAGAAGGUUAGAGAAAAGUGGAUCGCAGAGUUCUGAGGCAGGAACCUCAUCAAGUUUAUCUAGAGAGUCAAGUUUAGAUACACAGUACAAAGACUCCACUGGGAUUGACCUAGAAGAAUUUAUAAAAAGGACAUUAAAUAAAUCAGUCAAAGAUAAGAAAAUGAUUUUACAGUUAGCUAGAGAUCUCAAGAAAUUUGUCAAAGAACCAAAACAUCAGUUUCUCCAGUUUGCUGAGAUGUCGUCGUAUGAUCGUAUGCUGGUUCAUCGAAUUGCGGCGUUCUUCGGCCUGGACCACAAUGUUGACCAGAGUGGCAAAGCUGUAAUAGUUAGUAAAACUAAAAUCACAAGGAUACCUGAUUUUUGUUUUGAAGAUCAUAUACAGAAGGGUGGGGAUAUGGGUACAAAAAAGAAAAUAUUACCUAGGAAAGCACCAAGUUUAGAUGAAAAAGAAAGUAAAGGUUUAGAAAAGCACCUAUUUGGUAGCAACCGUGCCAAAUCACUGGAAGAAAGACAGAAGAGCUACGAAGAAGCCAAAGCUAGAAUAUUCAAGAAUGGAGAGGGUGGCUCUGAAGAUUACCUGUCUUGUGCUCCAUUAGUGAGUAAUAGUCGAUCGGGUAAAUCCAGCCUUGUGAGCAGCAAGGAAGACCUUGGUUCGCGGCAGCCAAGUACAGACUCCAGUGGGUAUGGGUCAUGUGAAAACACGGGUAAACAGUCUCGGCUGAGCAUACAGAAAGCCAACAGCUAUGGUGGCAUGCCAGGACAUCCUUUGGUGAAAAGCCAUGGCUCAGCAAGCUUCUCCAAAGCAGAUUCAGUAAGCAGUGGCACAUCGGGUAGCUUUGACUGCGGGUCUGGUCGGCCGUACCCUGUGCCAACAUCCCCACCAGGCAGCCAGUCGGAUCACUCGCCACUCUCCCGCAGCAGUUCCACUGGCCCUGUUCCAUCACCACACACCUCAGGUGGUGGUGGACCGGGCCCAAGUUCCCAAUAUGCCUUCCUGGUAGCGAUGGACCCUACCAACAUCCCGCCUGGAAGUAUGAUAAUCAACCCACAAACAUUACAACCCCAUGUGAAUCCCGACGGGUCUUUGUAUCGGUAUGAUCCAGCCCAACCCCCACCCUGGCUACCCAGUGCAGGGUCAUCAGUACAUCCAUCGACACCUUCAUCAACAUCAUUCCCAAAUAGUCUACCAACACAAUAUUCUAGUGUAUGUACCCAUGUUGAUCAAGACACCAUACAUCAGUUUUCAAACAUGCAUAUGUCAACCGACAUAAUAGAUUCCCUGCAGCAGCGUGGUCCUGCCCCCCACACCCAGCAGGGCUCCCACAUCAUGAUGAGCACCCAGCAACCCUACCAAUCCCAACCUCCAUAUAUACAGCCUACAUACUACCCUGGGCCACAAGGUGUGACAGGCCAACCAGUGCGCUACACGUAUCAGGUGCCAUAUCAGAUGCAGAGUCAGAGCUCUAUGGAUAGUCAGCCACAGCCACAUCCAGCAAAUGUGCCCCAUAUAGGACAGUACUCACAGGCCUAUGUUCAAGGUUACCCAACAACAAACUAUCCUAAUGUUGUGGUUCAACAGAGUGCUUCUCAAAGUGCAGACAUGUCAGCAUCUAGUAAUGUGUCACAGACUGGAGUGUACACGGGUCCUCACCAGGACAGUAAUGUUCCCUCAUACUCUAUACAAUACAGCCCCUAUAGCCAGCAGCAGCAACAGCAGAGCAGCUAUGGGCAACAGGCCCAAUCCCCAGUGUUCUAUAGUGUAUCCUCCACUAAUCCUCAGCUGGGCUACAGCUUUACUGGGCCAACAGGCUCCACCAUUAGACCCACUACACCUCCUAGUCAAGGUAACAACAUACCCAACCCUAGCAUAGCAAUAAACAUGGCCCAACCUGUGAACUUUCAGCAGCAAGCAAGCGGGUCUGGUGGUGGGCACAGUACUGCCACCUCGCCGCAGUAUGGAACCUACUACCCCCAGCUUCACCAGCAGGCAGCAGCAGCCAUCAGGCCCGUCAAUCAGGUCAUGCAAAUUGCCGGUGUUCAGUCUCAUGCUACACCAGGCCCUUCAACCCAACAGCCAUUCUCCAUCGUUAGACCAAGUAUGCAAGUAGGCCUCCCUGCGGGGAACAUCCCGCCACAAGCAGGUAGUAUUGGGCAGCAUGCAGUGGGGUACAAGGGAUACUCUAUCAACACCUGUUUUCAGAAGCAGAGUGUUGGAGGUGAUGGCAGCAAGGACACGGCACCCACUCCCACCGUGUUGCCAGGCAACCUCAGUCAUAUUACUGGUCACAUGCCAUCAGGGUCCAGUGUGAGACCACAGCAACUAGGAACGGGUGACAUGCGAAUGUAUGGGCAGACAUUUCGCCCACAGCUACAGCCUUUACAGUUACAGAGAGCCACUGGUCAGCAGCCCCCAAACCCACAACAGCCCAAACCAAGAGAGUGACCUGUCCCUGUUGGGCGUGUGAGUUCACCUCGACCUGGAGAUCUGAUAGAGCAAUGUCGUCGUCAUCGUUGUUGUCACAGGGUGCCUAUCUCUAGUUUCACAUCAUCUGCCACCGCCACAGGCACUAUCGUCUGCACCGCCGGCCGGCAAUUUCGUACCUGCGUACAGACAACCAUCAGUCGGGGAACAACAACAAUCAAAUUUUACCAUAUCACAGUUGUAAACACCAUGUUUUAGCAAUAUAGUGAAAUACAGGAGAAGCUGCCUCACCUUGACAUGUCACCUGAACUGGGAUUGUGGGCAGGUCAAGGUCAUUAGACAAGGUCAACAUCUGCGAGACAUGAGCGUAUCAGGUCUCAUUAAGAUAAAAGAAAGAUCAUUAUUUUUAUAGGAAUUUUUAAAAGUGUUUUAUUCAGAGAUCAGCUGAGAUCUAAAGAAUCGGAUGACACAUUUCAAGUACAUAUAAAUGUAAAACAACUACGAGACGAUGUCAUUAGAAUGAAAGAUUGUGUGUUUCAUGCAUUUGUCAGUCUUCUGUGUAGUAACUGGCUUAUGAGGCACAAUACUUUGUGAUGGAGAUGAAUUACUUGUAGACUAUUGACGAUAACAACUGAUUGGGAUCGGGUGUCGGAUGAGCAUAGAGUCACAAGAAUCAGCUUCCUAGAAUUGGCACAUUGUGUGUUGAUAGCAGUAGACAAAAUUACACCUGGUACAUCCAUAAGACAUAUAUUAUAGCACCAAGUCAUUCCUGUAGUCUGUUGUUACAUUCUCCCAGUGAAACUCACACCAAUGUACGCACCAGUUAUGUAGUCAGUUGUAGGGCACUUUACAGGGACUGUGCAAGAUGUACUAUCUGUUGCUGGACCAGGAAGUUCAAGCCAGACUUCCUGGUCAGAUUAUUAAUGUGUUGAAGUGCUCAGCAGUUGGUCAUCUUUUUGAACAAAUUGUACAGUUAAGGCCUUAAUUCUUAAAAGUGUAUCCAAAGUCAUCUGAAUCAUUUUGAAACAUUCAUUGCUGUCAGGCAGGAUUUUAGUUUAAAUCUGAUUUUGUUCAGUGGAUGCAAAUACAUAUUGGUAGAAGUUACUAUCCCAUGAGCUAAAUCUAUCCCGACUAUGAAUUUGCACUUAAUGUUGUGAUGAUGUGUAUGUUAAUGUAGCCAACUGGAGACUUUGUUGUAUGUCUUAUGUAUAGUUGACUGUUGAGCAUCAUGUUGUUUUAUCACACCAGUCUGGAAUACGGAUCUAUUGUCUGACUAUGAAACUGAUCUGGACACUGAAGCAUGCAAUCUUGCACAGCCCCUGCUGUCCCAUGUGCCACAUGUACCUCAGUCUUGGGCUACAUAAUUAGCCAUGUGUUUCAUUCCUUGUCAACCAAAUACACUUAUUUACCUAACUCUGUUCUCAGACAUGGGUCAGGUUGAGCCAGCCAACCAAUGUGGAAUAUUCGAUAUCAGUUCAUAUUGUGUUUGUGAAAUUUUAUGACAAGUUUGUUGUUUUGCUGGCCCCAUGUUUAGGGUUGAAGUCAGGUAGGAACAGAUGUGACCACCUCUCCACAGUCUAAAACAAUCAUUGUUUAAAUUGGUACAUUUUGAAAUUCUAUGGCUUGGCCAUUAUUUGACCCUUGUAAAGGGAGGUAAUUCAUAAAGUUUGAAAGCUGCCUGUCAGAAGCACUUUUGUAUUUAUCUGUUGCACUUUCAGUUUAUCAUAACUACUCAUAUGAAGGUAUCAUGAUGAGGAACAGCAGCUGGUUUGGGACUGUGGAGAAGUGCAGUUAGAGUAUGUUUAUUACUUUAUGCCUUCAUCUCUUGUUGGUUUGCACACUACAAUGUAUGUCCGGACUUGUGACUUCUUGGUGCAAUAUUUACUUGCAAUGUUCCUGUCAUUUACACUUGUGUUCCUAACCGUCAGUGUCAAGGUAAAAUCUGAGAAUAGAACUGCUGAUAGCAAUAGGGAGAACAUCGAAUACACACACUUUAAAAACUUUACUUAUUGAUUUCUUUAUUAAGCCUCUUUGAUCUUGCUGAAACAGCUGAGACUGUUGAAAGUAAACAACUUUGAUUAUUGACAUUCAUUUUUUCCAAAUUCAAUCACUUUCAUUUUUGAGAUAAAUGUGUCCUAAAACAGUAUGUAUAAGUUAUUAGAGUGACAUUUCUUGUCAUUAUUUUUCUAAAUUAUGCUUUGUAUUGGUGCAGAAUACUGAUUGUUUAUGAUGGCAGGGAUCGCUGCUCUUAUUCACCUGUUAAGAUAACAAAAGAGAGUGAUUUUAUAAUCUAUUUGUUGUAAGUAUGCUAUCACCUUGAUCAUCAUGCAGUUACUUCAGUUUUAGCAACUCACUGUUUUAAUGGUUCAACAUAGCACGCAAGUGUUUGGAUACUUCUUGAACAUACAUUCAAACAAAAAACUACAAAAACUGACCCUCAUUCAGAACUUGUAUGAUACUGGCACAUUAGCUGACUGGUCUGCCACAUCUUGCUGAAGAAGCAGAACAUUUUAUCAAAAUAUGUCAAUUUACCUUCACCACCAGAGUAAUUUUAUGUUGAUCAAGUGAUUCAUAUUUACACUUGUUGAAAAUGUUAUUAUAUUGAAGUCAGUUUGUUACUUUAUUGAUAUAUUUUAGAUUUACCCAUUAGAAUCAUUUCAAAAGAGCGUUGGCUGUUAUGAAAUUCUGACAAAUUUUGUUUGACAAAGAGAACGACUUUCAGAAGUAUUUUUGAUGCAUUUAGUAGUGAGUAAAUGAUACGUUCAUCAUGCUACAUCAGCUCUUCCAGUAAUAGACAACGUUAAAUAACAGAGUUGCUCAAUUAUCAAAAUACAAGCUUAAUUUUCCUAUGCUGCCAAUUUGUGGAGGAUGUUCGGAUAUUUCUGCAGUUUGGUCGAUACAAGAUAAUUGCAGGAAUUUUUUGUGAGACCAAAAUUCAACAGUCACAAUUACUAGUGCAUGGUAUCAUUGAAAUGAACAUCAAUUUGUAAGCAAACAGUGAGUGAGUUAAACUUUAACCUUGCAUCGGCAGUAUCUCCGCCAUAUAGCAAGUAUAUAUUUAGUUUAUACUUGAAAACCGUUUAUGGGACAAAUCUUUUCAACUGAGGCAGAAUAAGUCUGCCUUGUUUAUGACACACAAAAUGAUAGGUUCCAUUUUUGAGUUCUUUGUGAAUAUUCUACUGGGCUACAGUGAAUGUUAGAGACGGGCAACAUGUUGAAUACAAAUUUGAAAGUCCGCCAUAUGAUCAUACAACUAGUUGUAACAUGACACGAUAAAAGAAUUAAUAGUAUUGUUACACAUACUGUGUGUAGUUAUCAAACCAGUCAUUGGGAUGAAAUUGUUAAACUGGUUAACAAGAAUCAGCAAGUUCUACAAGUAUAAAAGAGGAGUUCUGUACGUGGUGAGACUGGUCAGAUCUGAUAACAUGCACUUUAUUGAGCUGUUGUAGGAACUGACCCAGUACAACACACACCAGAGGUACUCCUGAGUAGGUGUCAUCUGCAGGUGACAUUUUCUAGAUAAUCACAGCGUAUACAGUAAAUUACAAGACAUUCAUUCUGCAUGAUGUUACGGAAAUUGUACAGACAGAGCACAGGGUGGUGAUCAGGGAAUAUACAAAGGUAUUAAUAAUUUCUUACACCCUUUCUUAGAUGGGUUCAAAAUGUGCCACUUCUGAAGAGAAAAAGGCGGCGUGAAAAAUAUUAUUUUCAAGUAGAUAGGGUCUAUCAGUUUGUGCUGUCUAUGAGACUUUCAGAGCAGUUGUUACAAUGGGCAAGAUCACAAUUAAAUAUGAAGAGGGGUAUCAGACUGGUGUGUGCCCAAUGUCUUUACUCACAUGUGGCAAGAAAUAUCUAGACUCUUGGGGGAUUUAGUGACAUCCAUAUGUGAGAGGCUAAGUAAUGUACCGUGCAGGUUCAUUAAAUCAUUAUGAUCUGAUUGUUGAUGACAGUGAAAGAUUUUAUGAGAAAAUAUGUCUUGAUAUGUAGCUUUGAUGCGACCCUUGGAUGUGAUCUCGAAUUGCAGAUACAUGGAACCUAAGUGUCCUGGGUUGUAAGGGAGUACAGUGUACUUGGUUACUGAACACAAGUGAAAACAAAAGAUUGUGAUAGUUUCACUUGAUUGUGACGUUCCUUCUGUACAGUGAUGUGAACCAGUGUAUUGAGAGUAGCUGGUAUUCCAAGUCUGGCAGUCAAGCUCACACCCUUGGGUACUGUAUUGUAGCAUGAGAUCUCAUGUACAGAUAGUCUCUCUGUCCCUCCUCCCUCCCUCCCACUGUACAUAGAACUAAUUUCUCUCUCCCUCAACCCUACCACCUGUGUGAUGAUUGCCAGUGGUCCAUUACUUGUGUCCUGUCGUCGCUGACAACCUCCAUACUUUUGAUAUGUUUUCUUAUCCUAGCAUUGUGUGACUGCAUUGUGAUGUAACGGUAUGUUGAACACCAGGCGCCUCCUUCCUCACCAGGGUUACAAGCCAUGUUGCCAGCCAACCAUGCAAGCCAUUCCCAUAGGCUUUUAGUGUAGUCAUUUGCAGCCAUGUUCAUCUGGUAAUGAUAAUUUAUCACAAUUCUUGUCGAGGCAUAAUCUCCGCUCCAGGAAGGGUUUGAAGUUGCUAAGCAGAACUUUAUUUUAGAAAGGACAGAUGUAAAGGAGUCCAUUGUCUCAACAGAGACCAUAGUAUAUGGUCUCUGGUCUCAACUUUCAAAAACUCACAUUAAUUUGGUAUGGUAAGUUUGUUGCAAAGGUAUUAACUCGAAAAUAUCAAGCUUAUCUGUAUUUCAUCCAGGUUUCUACACUUUGAGUACACAUUCUAUCCUGUUCGUGUUAGGUCCAAUGUUCAUACCAUGUCUGCAGUUGUCUGUUGAGUUGCCCUCGCAUACCGGUGGUUUACAUAUAGAAGUAUUGUCCAUGUUCACCUACUAUGCACAUAGUGUAGUUGGUUGUAGUUAACCCUUUCAGUGAGAGACACUCUAACACAGUGAGUUUGUCGUUGUUAUUUGGGAUCUGUCAUUGCUAGAGUUAAGUGUACCUGUGAGUGAAGCAUCGUGAUGGGAUAAGAAUGACUCUCUGGUUUGAUCAGAGUUCAUUUUAUGAAUUAGUAUUAAAUGACACAACCUCUUGACAAUUUCUUACAUGCAAGUGUCAGAAGGCUAGAUUGCUGUUAGUCCUGUGACUCCACAGAGAUGGACAAUCACACUCAGAGGUUACCUGUGCCAAAAUUGUCAGAAAGUGCUACCUAGUUCUUAGUUGUUGUUCUUGCUGUGUCCAAGUUGUCUGCUUACACUUGUACAAGAUAUUGUGUCCAUUAUUGUUGUUGUUUGUAGCUGUUGUUAGGGAGGAAUUAGAGUCCUUGUUGACACUCGAGGCAGACACUAUUGUGUGAACAUGAGUAUGAAUCUUGUGACUCAAUCUACCAAGAGGUGAAGCUGGUUGAGAACUCUCUUUCAGUACCUGUUGAUGUAGGCAGACAGAAAGGGAAGGAUAUUAUCUGGUCAGAGGUAUCAGCGAGAAUACACAAAUCUAUUGAUAACCUAUUCACCAGUAAAUUAUUUAUUUAAAAAAACAAGUGUGACAUUAAAGCCUAUGUUGUGGUCCAAGGGUAUUGUUCUUUUAAUUUUCUGGUUAAUACAAACUUUCACUUUGUGAGGAGGUUACCAAUAGAUCAUCAGUUUCUACUUGCAUGACCUCUGGGUGUUGUCACAGAGAAUCUGUGUAUGUUAGAGACCAGUUAGGAUUGUCCCUACCCAUGCUGUUUUUCAGCUACUAGUUUUGCCUAGUUCCAAUGGUGGCUGUGACCCUGGUGGGAGGGCGUGUGCUAUAGUUCAGCUAUUCUACAGUUGAGUCUGGGUUAUCUAUUUCAUGUUGUAUUGCGUUGACUCAGUAUUGUCAGCCCACUCUGGAACUCCCAUGCUCUAGUAAAAUUUAUUUGCCUGUU
Molecule: messenger RNA, 9074 nt
Organism: Haliotis rufescens (red abalone)
Lineage: Eukaryota; Metazoa; Mollusca; Gastropoda; Lepetellida; Haliotidae
Product: cAMP-regulated phosphoprotein 21-like
Exons: 18
Coding region: 332-3163 (943 amino acids)
Molecular function (GO): nucleic acid binding
Source: RefSeq, a predicted model, not a curated record